AUUUAUUUAAACAAUUCUAUAAUUAACAACUACUAAUAAUUUCUGAACUUUUUUAUUUAUAUAAUACGUAUAAUUUUUUAAAUAAUAUAUAUAUGUAUAAAUACAUAAACAUUUUUUUAAUAUAUAGGAAAUUAAUACAUAUAAGAAAGUUAUAUAUUAAACAUAUAAUCAAGAAAUAUAUAUAUUUUUUAAAUUGAAUGAAAAUACAUUUUUUACAAAAAUAAAAAAAUCUUGAUUUUUAUAUGUAAGAAUAAUUAAAUUUUUUCAUAUUAAAUUAUACAAAAAAAUUUAUAAAAAAUACAUCUUUGUAAAUGUUAUAAUAUAUAUAAUAUUAGUGUUUUCAACUUUCAAAUUAUAAAUAAAUACAAAAUUUUAAAAUAGAAAAAUUUUAUAAUAGUUUAAUUUUAUCAAUACUUGAUUGUCCUUAUAUUUUUUCUUGAUGAAGUUUUUUAGAAAUUUAAGAUGAAAAAUUAUUAUUAUAAAAAAUUGUACAUUAUAUAUUAAACUUUAAAAUGUAAAUGAAAAUUGAAGAACUAAAUAAAUAAAAAGUUCAAAAAAAUAAAAUCAGAGUUGUAAAGAAUAUAUAUAAUAUUUUUCGUAGAAUUAUUGUUAUUUCGUAAUACGUAAUCGAAAUAAAUAGCACCUGAAAAAAAUAUAGAGUCUAACGAAACCAACCUGUGCAAACACAUAAUCAAGUUAUGAUUCUUAUAAUUGGCUGAAUCACAUCUAUUAACUACUACCAAUAGCAUAUAUCAGUAUGUGUUACAUUUGAUGAGGUUAUACACAUACAAGUGGUUUAUUACCUGUACCUGUAUCAGAUGCCAAUUUAACUAACGUAUAGUACUUACAGAUCAUUCAUGCUUUAUAUGUCGAAACAAUUAACCUCUAAUAUCUUAUAAUAAAUUAUUUUUUAACAAUAAAAAGGAAAUAAAUUAAGAAUUAUAUAUUGAUUGUAAGUAGAUAAAUAAUAUAUUUUUAGGAAAAAAAAACAACAAUUACAAAUAAAUGUAAAAGUAAUUAUAGACAAGUAAUAUAUUAUUUUAAAGUGAGCUUUUUAUCAAUAUUGUCAAUAUGGAAGUAAAAUGUAACCUAUCAACGGUUGUUGAAAAAAAAAAAUGGUCUAUUGAAAAAUUUCUGGCUGAAUUUAAUUUAUCAGAAAAAGAUGGUAAUUUGAAUUAUGCAAAUUUUCAUUCAAUUUGUGUUACGCUUUUUUAUCCAAAUGAAAUCAAACAAGAUGAAUGGAGGAUUCGAGAGAUAUUUUGUUCAUUUGAUCUAAACAAAGAUGGUAUAUUGCAGCAACAAGAGUGGAAAACAUUCUGUGAUUGGUUACGAGUGAUACUUGAACCUGUAGAUGCACUUUUGAUUAUAGACAUUCAAAAUGAUUUUAUUGAUGGGUCUUUAGCUCUUCGUGCUUGUGAAGCCAAGCAGGAUGGAAUCGAUGUGGUGGAACCAAUUAAUUAUUUAUUAAAAAAUGGACUUUUUGAUAAAAUUAUUUAUUCGUUAGAUUGGCAUCCGGAAAAUCAUAUCAGUUUUUAUGAAAAUUUACAUUUACGAGAAUUACAUCCAGAUUCAAAGGUUACAAAAGACAAUGCCAAGCUAUUUGAUACAGUGGUUUUUGCGGAUCCUCAUUCGGAACAGAUACUCUGGCCUAAGCAUUGCGUAAUGAAUACAUGGGGAUCUCAAUUACACAAAGAUCUUUUGAUUACACCUAAUUCUGUGCAGGUACGUAAAGGUCAAAAUUCAAAUGUGGAUGCUUACUCUGUAUUUUCCGAUAACAAUUAUAAAGAAACAAUGGAAUUGCAAAAAAUUUUGAAUGAAUUAGGUGCGACACGCAUCUUUGUAUGUGGCCUCGCUUACGAUGUUUGUGUAAAAUUUACAUGUUUAGACGGACUUCAAUUAGGCUAUGCUUUAGCUGUUAUUGAUGAUUGUUGUCGUGGUGUUUCGAUGCCUAAUAUUGAAAAAACUAAAAAAUUAAUCUGUGAGAAUGGAGGACUUAUCACUAAUAGUCACGAUGUUGUUGAAAUGAUAAACGAGGGAAAACGAAGCCUUAUUAUGAGUCAUCAAAUUGCAAAAGCAAUGAUUUGCUGCCAUGCAGCAAAUUGUAUGAAUUAAUAUUGUAAAAUUAAUAUACAUAUAUAUCCUGUUUUAGUAAAUGUUCCUGUAAAUGGUUCGUUAAAAAAUUAUUAUUUAAAUUUUUUAAAAUAUUUAUUAGAUUUAUUUUAUUAUGAUUUUUUUCUUAUACUUAUUACUUAAUAAUGAUUAUUUAUAAUCAUUCCUAGUUCAUUGUACUUAAUUAUUAAAUUUUAUUAUAAGUUUUAUUAUUUAAUAAUAAUUUAUAUUAUUAAAUAAUCGAUAAUUAUAUCGAAAUAAUAGUAAUAAUGAUAUAAUAAUUAUAUCAUUGCUUAAAUUAAUUUUAAUAUUAGUUGAACUUAACAUGCAGUAUUUGAUGAUAUAUAUGUAUAUAUUUGAUAUUAUAUUAAGUUAUAUAUUGUGUUUACUUUAUUUUUAUAUACAUGUAUUAUAUUUUUUAACAUUAUUAAAUAUGAAUUUUUGAAAUCAAAUAAAUAUAUAUGCAACAAA
Messenger RNA from Apis cerana (Asiatic honeybee), 2580 nucleotides. RefSeq names its product nicotinamidase. Gene Ontology annotation, molecular function: calcium ion binding. NCBI's taxonomy places the organism in Eukaryota, Metazoa, Arthropoda, Insecta, Hymenoptera, Apidae. The record is from RefSeq and is a predicted model, not a curated record.